AUGUCGCUCGUCCCCAUCUGGGUGGAGCAGGCGCCGUGCUGGCUCCUCCAGGUCUUGCCGAUGGAAAUCAUCGGCAAGAUCUGUGAGGAGGUGGCCGGCGCCUACAACGGCCGCCGGACCCUGGCGCUGCUGGGCCGGACCUGCCGGGCCUUGUACAGCGUGGUGAUGCCACUGCUGUACAAAAACCUCAACGACAUCACGCCGCACUGGGAAUGGCCCAUGACCUUCGGCCCUCGGGGCCACAGGUGCCAAUUGCUCCUGCGCACGCUCUCCGAGAGCCCCGCCCUCGGUCGCCUGGUCCGCUCCAUGGACAUCAACAACGACGGCACGGGCCGCCUGUGCGAAGGCCUUGUCAUCCCGGGGCAAUAUAGGCGCCUGUACGAGACCCUCUCCACCGUGCUCCUCGGCGCCAACCACAUCACCCAGGACGCCCGCCUCAACCCGACCACGGCCCUGCUCUUCGUCCACCUCGCGCCGAACCUCACCCGCCUCACCCUCACCAUGAGCCACAACUGGUGCGACACCUCCUACCUCCUCUACAAGCCGGCCCCGCACCUGGUCCAGGCCCGCGUGACGCACCAGGCCCUCACCCACCUCACGAUCCGCUGGUUGGGCGGGCACUUCGAGGCGACGGGCGCGAGCCUGCACAAGCUGAACGGGCUGCUGCACACGGUGCCGAACCUGACGCACCUGACCAUCGAGCGCGCGCGCGCCGGCACCUCGGUGACCUUCCGGCUGCCGCGGCUGACCGUGCUGCGCCUGCCCGGCGCCCACCUCUGCGUGCGCGGCCUGCGCAACCUCACCCGCUGGAGCCCCAACCUGGUCCACUUCGAGAUGAGCCACGACCAGGGCGUCCAAUGGCCCGUCCGCUGCCAGCCCGUCUCCCCCGCAGAGGUCCUCAACUGUCUGCGCCCUGCGGCCGCCAGCCUGCGCUGGCUCCGCGUCGAGACCUGGGUCCCCAGACCUGGACAGCAGUUCUCGGUGGGAUAUCAAUUGUUGCAGGGCGGCGUGCUGGGCGCCCAGUUCACCCGGCUUAAGCAGGUUGCCAUCCACUGGGCGUUGAUCGGCGGUCGACUGGAUGACGAACAGCGGCUGGUGAAGCUGCUGAGGGGAUUGCCAGAGCUGGAGGGGAUAUUCUUGUUCGGCAUCGAGGCCUCGUACGAGUUCGAGAGGCAGAUUGCUGCGCUGGCCAUCGCGGCGCUGCGCGACGGCGAGUGGCCGCGAUUGAGAGACUUGAGGAUGCAGUCGCGAGCCGAUCCGAACCCGCCCCCCCAGCCCUCCUCCCACGACUUGAUGCAGCAUCAUAUGCAGCGUGUGCAGCAACAGAUGGCAGCGUUAAUCACGUCUCACGUGAUUGUUGCGACGAACUCGUGGGAUCAGGCCACUUCACAGUUUGCGGUGCCCAGCCCUGAGGAGGAGACCUGA
Messenger RNA from Thermothielavioides terrestris NRRL 8126, 1425 nucleotides. RefSeq lists its product as uncharacterized. Lineage: Eukaryota; Fungi; Ascomycota; Sordariomycetes; Sordariales; Chaetomiaceae. The transcript has a single exon. The record is from RefSeq and is a predicted model, not a curated record. The coding region runs from base 1 to 1425 and encodes 474 amino acids.